Anopheles cruzii is the source of this 618-nucleotide messenger RNA. RefSeq names its product odorant receptor coreceptor-like. The transcript is spliced from 2 exons. Gene Ontology annotation, biological process: sensory perception of smell; detection of chemical stimulus involved in sensory perception of smell. Lineage: Eukaryota; Metazoa; Arthropoda; Insecta; Diptera; Culicidae. The record is from RefSeq and is a predicted model, not a curated record. Gene Ontology annotation, molecular function: odorant binding; olfactory receptor activity. The coding region runs from base 1 to 618 and encodes 205 amino acids. Gene Ontology annotation, cellular component: plasma membrane.
AUGUUGAUCAUAACGAUUGUUCGAUUGCUCAUCGCUGAGUUCCGCGUGCUCAUCGACUCCCUGAAAACGCUGGACCAGCAAAUCCACGCUCAGCAACACGCCAAGUCUGGCGCCGGGUCUAACGGUGCACGAACCGCACUGAAGGAGUUGCUCCGAGAGCACAUCGAGCGGCACCAGGAGCUGAUUCGAACGAUGCACCGUCUGCGGAGUCUGCUGCGUUUCCCCUCGCUGCUUCACAUAGGGUUUUACCUGAUCGCCGAAGCUGCCUUUCUGGUGCGACUCUUAAUUAUCAAAGGAGAGUUUGCACUAGGGCUGAUGAUUCCGCUAACCGCGACAUCGUUGUUUAUUUUUGAAAUUUUCGUCUUUUGCAUGCACAUCGAAACAUUGCUGGACUUGAACGAACAAGUUGGAUUCGUACUCUAUAGCUUCCGCUGGUACGACCACAUGCAGCUGGGAAAAAGCUACAGACAGAACAUUUCAAUCGUGCUGUUCCAAGCACACAAUACGAUCCCGUUCACCGCCGGAGGAACAUUCAUCAUUAAUGCGGAACUGUUCGCAAAUCUGGUCCGGAUCACCUACUCGGUCGUCAUGGGCUUGGGCUAUAUGCUUUCGAAGUAG